Molecule: messenger RNA, 1847 nt
Organism: Micropterus salmoides (largemouth bass)
Lineage: Eukaryota; Metazoa; Chordata; Actinopteri; Centrarchiformes; Centrarchidae
Product: arrestin domain-containing protein 3-like
Exons: 6
Coding region: 155-1120 (321 amino acids)
Biological process (GO): protein transport
Cellular component (GO): plasma membrane; cytoplasm
Source: RefSeq, a predicted model, not a curated record
UGAUACCUGUUCAACAACGAAAGGCUCCACUUCAAGACCAAUGUGUAUCAUUUCAAAUCCUCUUCCAAUCACUUUUUGGGAUUUAAUUUGCACAAAAGGAGGAUCCUCUUCAUGCUCCAUCACUUUUGGGAAUGUUAUUUGAUGUUUUCCUAACAUGACUGUAAAGCAUCUCUCGGUGGAGUACAGCAAGGUAAAUGAACGAGGGACCUUCUCUCCUGGGGACAUAAUUUCAGGAAGGGUUACGGUGAUGACCAGCAAGGAAACCAAAGUGCAGUGUUUUUUGGUAAAAGCCAAAGGAAAAGCUAAAGUCACAUGGUGUGAACAAGAAGGACAAGCCACAGGGGUUCACAGCGACAAGAAGAAAUACUUUAAUUUUGAACAUAUUAUUCUUCAGGAUAAAAACAAAAGAGAUGGUUCAGAAAUGAUUGGCCCUGGGAGAAAUGUGUAUCCAUUCGCUUUUGUGAUUCCAAAGACAGAUAUGCCUUCAUCUUAUGAGGGGAGAUGGGGCAAAAUUACAUAUAGUUUGCGAGCAAAGCUGACUCAGUCAAUCUGGCUUGUCCACAAAACCAAGACUGAGUUCCCUUUUCUGAGCAAGUCCGAGUUCCCCUUUGCCUCCAAAUCAGAAAUGAUAAUCAUCGGACUUAAGGAGCAACAAUAUGCUACCAGGAUUUCAUUUUAUGGCUCUGAAAAGAUUACUAUGAAUGUUACCUCAGAAAAAAUGGGAGUAAAGCAAGGUGAGGCAAUGGGAGUCUCUGUAGAAGUAUUCAAUGACUCAGCACGUACAGUAACACCCAAAUUCUGGCUGUGCGAGAAGCAGACCUUUGCUGCUCAGUCAAAGAGGAUAGUACACACAAAUGACAUCCUGUUUGGGACAGGAGACUCUGUUCCAGCUGCCACCAGUCGGACUAUAACCAACGUUCUGCGUGUCCCUCUACAGCUCCCCCCUACCUUCUUCAACUGCUGCAUGAUGAAGCUCGAGUACAGACUCAAGGUCACCCUUGAUGUCCCUCUGGCAAAAGACCUCGAGAUCAAACUCCCUCUGGUAAUUCUGUUGGGUUCACCAAAACCACUUCAACAAAAACCAAAGAGAUCCAUCUGGUUUAGAAAGCUUCCUGGUUAAAACGGUGCAUUAGAUCAAGAGUCACUGUUCGUUGUAGCUACUUUUAAAUAAAUGGAUGUUCCUUGAGGAAGUUCAAACUAUCUCAAGAGUUUUGCUCACUGUAUGUUCUCUUGUCUACUAGAUGGAGAUGUGUAGAAGUAUUCUACCAGUAAAUGUGUAUUUGUUUGAGUGUAUUUGAGUGUAUGUACUUAAUAUUCUGAUCUACCAUAAUGUUGAAAUACUCCACAUUUAAAAUCUUAACUGAGAAAAGUACAUACUAUCAAUUAAAUGUACUAUUGAAUGUAAAAGUACUCAUUCUUGAUAAAUACUGAAGCCCCCGUGACUGACAUAUUAUCAUCUGUUACAUUAUUAGAUUUUUAAUGCUCAUGCAUUAAUGCAUACAGGAUUUUCCUGCUGUAGCUGGUUGAAGUGACACUAGUUUAAACUACUUCAUCCACAGUUAACAUUAGUUUAGUCCGGUGGGUAAGGGUCACAAGAUAAAGCUAAGGAAUCACAAGAUGAUUAAUAGGGCAGGGAUGAAAAACAAAGCUACACACUGCUGUUUUCAUUUUGGGGAAUAUUCUCUAAUCUUUGCUUUUAUCGGUAAAAUACUGGAGAAUUUUAGAUCUUUGAGCCUCAAACAGUUAUUUAAAUGAAACCAUGUGAGACAUUUAGGGGAGGAAGUAUCUCUUUGGUGGAACUGCUAACAACUCAUAGACAUCAAACAUGACAAGCAGCCCAAACUAGA